Molecule: messenger RNA, 2674 nt
Organism: Paramacrobiotus metropolitanus
Lineage: Eukaryota; Metazoa; Tardigrada; Eutardigrada; Parachela; Macrobiotidae
Product: Na(+)/citrate cotransporter-like
Exons: 11
Coding region: 488-2344 (618 amino acids)
Biological process (GO): monoatomic anion transmembrane transport
Cellular component (GO): membrane
Molecular function (GO): transmembrane transporter activity
Source: RefSeq, a predicted model, not a curated record
UGCUGCGAUGUCAAAUUGUCAAUACGGACUCUGCGGACGGACUCUUUCGGUAUUUUCGUAAUAAAAUAUAGAAUACUGUAAAUACUUGUUUACCAGAACUGGACAUUUCAACAACUGGUGCAUUAAUUAUAUCAUAAUCUGGUGUUUUUCUUUGGUUCUAAAUGUACAUAAUCUGUUAAAUAACUAUUUUGAUCAGUUUAGAAUACCGCCGAACAUCGGUAAUCUCAUUUUGUGUACAAUGGAUUUUAGUGGAGCUAGCCAAUCUUGCGAUCUAUAACAUCGUAAUAUACUUACGGUAUCAGUAUCAAUCAUCCCCCUUCAAUUGUUUUGUGUAAUACAAAGUACACGUGAACGCGACGUUUGCUUAUUUGGCGGGAAUCGACGGAGCUAAUUGUUGGUUCUGCAGCAGUUUUUGUACAUCGUUUUUAAUUAAUUUUACAAUUACAUUCGUUCACUAAUAACGAUCAGCUAGUGGAGUUUCAAAACAAUGGGACAACUGAAGCAUUUAUUACGAUUUUACUGGAAACCGGUUACCGCCGUUGUUUUGCCGUUUGCACUUCUUCCGUUAUGUUUGGUAUUCGAAACAAAUGUGUCGGCCGCUAGGUGUGGCUACGCAAUGAUCUUGAUGGGAUGCUAUUGGAUUUUUGAACUGAUGCCCAUUCCGGUGACGGGAUUGUUGCCGGCAAUACUCUUCCCUCUGUUAGGCAUCCAGCCAGCAAAGGAUGUGUCGAAAAGCUAUUUCCAGGACAGCGUUAUGUUGUUUGUUGGUGGUUUACUUGUUGCUGCCGCGGUCGAGCAAACGAACCUGCACCGGCGAAUCGCACUUAGGGUGCUUCUCCUUGUUGGAUCAAAACCGCACUGGGUAAUGGCUGGAUUUAUGUUGAUCUCCGCUGGCUUAUCAAUGUUUAUCUCAAAUACAGCAACUACGGCGAUGAUUUUACCAAUCGCUAUUGCGGUAGUUAUGGAAUUAAACAAACAGCGGUUCCAAAUAACAAUGUCCCGGUCGACUUCGAUGGCCAGCACAAGCAUAAGCAUGAAGCCAAUCGGAAAUUCUGUAUCUACCCAUGAACUCAAUACUCUUUCGGGAUCUGCUCAAAUGCGCAUUGGCUUGUCCAGUACUGCUAACAUUUCUGACAUCCCGGACAACGUUACCGAUUACGAAGCGCUAAAAUUUGAAGACUUUCCGGUUAGACAGCAAGAAAUUUCCAAAGCGCUGGUUCUUAGCGUUGCGUAUGCGUCCAGCAUUGGAGGAAUGGCGACUCUCACGGGAACCCUAACUAAUGUGGUCUUUAUCGGAGCAUUUCAAAAGAAAUACAACUCCACAGAGGCAGCGGAAGCGGUUACAUAUGCCACAUUCAGCAUGUUUGCUUUUCCGACCAUGCUUCUAUGCUUGGUUUUUUCGUGGUGUUGGCUAUCGUUUCUUUACUUUGUAAUACCAUACCUCCGGACAAAAGAAAAAGACAGCGAUUCGGAAAUGGAAAAGAAUAUAAAAAAUAUGCUUCGAAGAAAAUACGAAGAACUAGGCAAUUGGAGGUUUGCGGAAGGGUCUGCUUUAGUGAUUUUUGUCGUUUUGGUUAUUCUAUGGUUCUUUCGCGCGCCAGGAUUUAUGCCCGGCUGGGACACAGGAUUUCCUGCCGGCUACGUGUCUGACGCUACACCAGCAAUAUUUAUGGGAUUUCUGUUGUUCUUAUGGCCCAAUGAGCUUCCAUUUAGAAUAAAUCAGAAAUCAGAACAGAAAACAAAGUACCGAGCAAUUCUGGCUUGGAAAGAAACAUGUAGAAAUUUUCCAUGGGAUGUCGUGUUGCUUUUAGGAGGCGCUCUGGCUUUGGCCGAAGGAGUGGAAAUUUCUGGUUUAACGGAUGUCCUGGGCGAUCAGCUUGGCACGUUAAGCUAUCUUGAACCGGCAGCGAUGGCGACAAUUCUUGGGCUAAUUGUGACGUUCUGCACGGAAUUCGCCAGCAACUCGGCUAUCGCAUCCAUCUUCCUCCCUGUUGUUUCUGAACUGGCUGAAAAGUCACAUCUAAAUCCGCUGUACUACAUGUUACCGGUGACCUUAUCUUGUUCCUUCGCCUUCAUGUUCCCGGUGGCCACUCCGCCCAAUGCCAUCGCUUUCGGGUGUGGAUUUCUGAAAGUCAGGGACAUGGUCAAAGCCGGGCUGGCGUUAAAUUUUGGUUGCUUAGCCGUGACCUUGGCUGCUGUACACACUCUUGGAUAUUGGAUACUGGAUUUAGGUGUGUACCCAUCUUGGGCCCCGGGUUUCAACAUUAGCGCAACCAACACGUCCACGCAACCAACGAUAAAUUUUGAAAUGCUGUUGAAAGCAAUUCCACUGGAUCAUCACUGAUUUAUGGUAUAAUGGGUUCAUGCGUUUGUCAGUUGGUUGGUGCAGGUGCACACUGCACAGCUGGAUUUGCCAAAAUUUGCAGAUGUUGUUCCAAAACGAAAGCAUACUCUGGGUCGGAAAUAGUCUAUUAAAGCUCUUAAAUGUAAAAAUGUAAAACCUAAAUUAAUAUCGUUAAUGGCAUUUGCCAUUUGUGAUUGCAGUUUCCUCUUUAAUUGCCUGAUUGCAGUUUUGUCCCUUUGGUCAUGAUCUAUGCGUUUUUUUGUCGAUGCUGCCGAUUGUAUAUAUGUACGAGUUGCUGAUAGCACAGUUACAAACAACGCCAAUAAACGA